CCAGCCUGGAAAUACGGCAGAUUAUCACACAAAUGAGCACAUGAACAAAGGCACCCCGGGUUCCGCGGAGAAAUGCCUCUCAAAGAGCUGACUGGACUACAAACACUGGCUGCAGCUAAAUGAGAUUCGAGGAUGUUGCUGAAGGGAAACCUGAGCAGAGGAGUCGGGGUCUGCCUUCUGCUGCUGGCUCUCCUACACAAGGCCACGGGCCAGAGGAGAAAGACAGGGCACAGGAACAACUACAGGCUGCAAGAUGAGGGAAGAAAUGGUAAUUUUUAGAUGAGGUCUCCACAUGCUGUAGGUCUGACAUGUUCACUGGAAGUGGCGUUCAUCCUGGACAGCUCUGAGAGCGCAACCAUAUCACUGUUCGAGAAACAGAAGACCUUCGUGUUGAGCUUCAGCACCCGGCUCGCCAUGCUGCAGGUACCCAGCUGGACGAUGAAGGUGCGGAUGGCUGCGCUGCAGUACAGCAGCACUGUGUCCAUAGAGCACAGAUUCUCAGCCUGGAAAGACCUGGACUAUUUUCACGGUCAAGUCAGCACCAUGAACUACAUCGGUCACGGCACCUAUACCACCUACGCCAUCACCAACGCCUCACAGCUGCUGGUGCAUGAGACCUCAAAGGAAAGCGUGAGGGUGGCGGUGCUAAUGACAGAUGGAGUCGAUCAUCCCCGUAACCCUGAUGUGAUUGCAGCUGCUGUGGAGGCCAAAGGUCAUGGCAUAAAGUUCUUUGCUGUUGGGCUAUCAGAUAUUGCCCAGCAGAAUAAUGCCAAGCUCCGGGCCAUCGCCAGCACACCUGCUCAGCAGUUUGUCCAAAGUAUGCUCGACUCUCAGCUGGAAGAGAAGCUGCUCAAAGAGAUGGGUGCAGUUGCAUAUGAAGGGUGUCCAAAGGCCCAAGUAUGUCUGUGUGAAAGAGGAGAGAGAGGUCCUCCAGGAAGUCCUGGUAGAAAAGGAGACCCAGGCUUCAGAGGGCCAGCUGGUCAAAAAGGAGCGAGGGGGGAGCCUGGGCUGAAUGGCACACCUGGAAGUGAUGGUCCACCGGGCCGCACAGGUUACAAAGGCAACAAGGGGGACAGAGGAGACUGUGGCACUCCUGGGGAAAAGGGUGACACUGGCCCAGAGGGUCCUCCGGGCCCACAAGGACCAAAAGGAGCACAGGGAGCGCCAGGACCACCAGGGGAGGUGGGUCCUGAAGGCCCAUCGGGUUCUAAAGGAGACAGAGGACCUAGCGGUCAACCUGGACAACCAGGAGACAUUGGUAUCGGAUUCCCAGGAGCCAAGGGUGACAAGGGUAAUCAGGGAAGACCAGGUCCAGCAGGUCCUCUGGGCAUAGGUGAACCAGGACUCCCGGGACCCCAAGGAUCGCCUGGAACACAAGGAAAUCCUGGACCUCCGGGAGAGGGUUUUCCAGGACCAAAGGGUGAUCGAGGAUAUGAAGGUCCAAAGGGAAGUCGUGGGCCUCCUGGUAUUGGGAUCAAAGGUGACAAGGGCAAUUUUGGGCCACCAGGAAAUCAAGGUCCAGUUGGUGCUCCUGGUCCAGGACUUCAAGGAGAAAAGGGAGAUCAGGGUCCAGCUGGGCCUCCAGGACCCAAAGGAGCUCCAGGUGUUGGAAUAGCAGGACCAAAGGGGGAUCAGGGCCUCUCAGGUGAGCCAGGACUACCAGGUGAGCGAGGUGUUGGAGAACCAGGGCCCAAAGGUGACCCUGGAGCUGAGGGGUUAUCAGGUAUACCUGGUCAGCCAGGAGAAGAUGGAAUCCCAGGACCAAAGGGGGACCUUGGGUUACCGGGGCCCCGGGGAGCUGAUGGGGCUCCUGGUAAAGGUGUCCCAGGAGAGAAGGGAGACAAAGGGGACCGGGGGUCCAGAGGCCAGCCAGGUGCAGUCGGUCCUGUGGGGCCAAUGGGCCCAAAGGGGCAACCAGGAAUUAUGGGGCUACCAGGUCCAGCUGGACUUACUGGCAGGGGUAUAGCGGGGGCCAAGGGAGAACCAGGUCCACAAGGUCCACCCGGAGCUGCGGGAGACCCAGGAAUUGGUUCACCUGGAUCCAAGGGUGACAGAGGGCCACAGGGCCCCCCUGGGCCACCUGGACUAAAAGGAGAAGGUUUCACUGGUCCCCCAGGACUUCCCGGGCCUCCUGGCCUGAUUGGAGAGACUGGACCAGAUGGGAUUGGUUUACCUGGAACAAAGGGAGAAAGAGGCUUGCCUGGGCCUCCUGGACCUGCUGGGCCACCAGGAAUCGGGUUACCUGGUCCAAAGGGUUCAGCUGGCCAAAUAGGACCACCUGGUCCACAGGGGUUACCUGGAGAAGGGUUACAAGGACAAAAGGGCGAGUCUGGAUUUCAGGGGAUGCCCGGCCCCAGAGGUCCUCCAGGACAAGGUCUGCAGGGUGAUAAGGGGGACCGAGGGUUCAGAGGUGAGAAAGGCAAUAAAGGAGACAGAGGGGAACCUGGAGAGCCGGGCGUCAUCGGACCUCUGGGCAAAACAGGACAGAAGGGGGAACCUGGACUUACAAGGGAUGAAAUCAUCAAAAUAGUAAAAUCCAUCUGCAGUUGUGCAGUGACGUGCCGCCAGACACCCUUGGAGCUCGUCUUUGUGAUCGACAGCUCAGAGAGCGUUGGCCCUGAAAACUUCAACGUGAUCAAAGACUUUGUGAACGCCCUGAUCGACCGCGCCUCGGUCAGCCGGGACAUCACUCGUGUUGGCGUGGUCCUCUACAGCCACAUAAACAUGGUGGUGGUCAGCCUCAGACAGGAAGCCACCCGUGAUGAAAUCAAGUCUGCUGUGCAUUCCAUGACCUACCUGGGCGAGGGUACGUUCACAGGCAGUGCCAUCCAACAGGCCAACCAGGUGUUCAAGGCAGCCCGGCCAGGUGUGAGGAAGGUGUCGAUCAUCAUCACCGACGGACAGGCCGAUAAGAGGGACUCGGUCAGUCUGGAGAGCGCCGUGACAGAAGCCCAGAGAAGCAACAUUGAGAUGUUUGUGAUCGGAGUGGUGAACAAAAGCGAUCCACUGUACAAGGAGUUCAAGAAGGAGCUCAACUUCAUGGCCACUGACCCCGACAGUGAUCACUUGUACCUGAUCGAUGAAUUCACAACACUUGCAGCUCUGGAGAAAAAACUUUUGAGUCAUAUCUGUGAAAACGGAGAGAGACGCUUGUUCAGCUCCAUCCCGAGCUCGGGGCUUCCUCCAGGAAUCCCAGAAGUCUCCAGCAACGCUCGAGAACCGCCAUACAGGACAGACACAGACACUCCCACUUUCACGGGAGACUUCAGGAGAGUCCAGAAAAUGCCUGGCCCUCCUGGUUCACACCCUGACGGUGAGUCCACCUCUAGAAAGAGGCCGACGAUGAACAGUAGGACCACCUUAGAAACUCAGAGGCUUCCGUUCUUCGACAGGGAGCCCUUCAGGCCGGUAACAGAGUUCCUCCCACAGUUUGAUGUGAACAACCCCACACACGAUGUGGUGAUGACCGGAGCCAUCGGGCCAGCUGGUCCUACUCUGAAGACUCCGCCUGAGGAGAAGAUACCACCGGUACCAACUCCGCCCCUGCUGACCUCUGACACCUUCCUAUCAGCCGAGCGCUGCACCCAGACCCUGGAUCCAGGGCCGUGUCGGGAAUAUGUGGUGAAGUGGUACUACGAUCCCACGGCGAAUUCCUGUGCUCAGUUCUGGUUUGGAGGCUGCUUAGGGAAUGACAACAAGUUUGAUACUGAGAAGAGCUGCAAAGAAGCCUGUGUCAAGGCCUGACAUGCACAUGCCUGCAGUCACAAACACAUGAAAUGCUUAGAAAAGAUUUUGAUUCAAAUUCAUAUGAGAUUUACCAGAAAGUUCACUUCAGUAAGUGAGUACUCUUGUAGUUACUUUGACACGGAUAGAUAAGCAGCUAAUGUUAGAAAGCAUCAUUAAAUCAAACUGAGUUUUAGGUUUUAAAUGUAGUGGACUACUUAUUUGUGGUAUUUGUCUUAAAACAAAGAA
Pelmatolapia mariae (spotted tilapia) is the source of this 3972-nucleotide messenger RNA. It is a transcript of the gene col28a1b, whose product is annotated as collagen, type XXVIII, alpha 1b. Gene Ontology annotation, biological process: extracellular matrix organization. The transcript has 36 exons. Gene Ontology annotation, molecular function: extracellular matrix structural constituent conferring tensile strength; serine-type endopeptidase inhibitor activity. NCBI's taxonomy places the organism in Eukaryota, Metazoa, Chordata, Actinopteri, Cichliformes, Cichlidae. The record is from RefSeq and is a predicted model, not a curated record.